CUCAAAUCCCAAAAUAUUCCCUUCUGAGCACACUUCCCUCCCACGAGAACCUUAAUUGAUCACUCACGUGCGGGAUUGAUUUGCAGUUUGAACACGUGGCUCACUGGAGAAAAAAAACGUAGUUUUUUUUUUUUUUUAAUCCUAUUGUCUUCCGUUGAUUUUAUUUUAAAGGAGGCGGCGCGUGCACGUGCGCCUUUUCUUCAGUUCGGACACGAAGAUACACACACACACAAAAGUAGUUUUUUUUUUUUUUUUUUUUCUUCAAUUGGGAGGACAUGCAAUAAGCUCUCGCAGGCCAGUGCGCAAAUACACGUCCGUCAUAAUUCUUGUCUAUCUAUCCAGGCAGCUUUGGAGCGAGCGAGCGAGGAGAACACGCCCGCUCCGGCUGUGAUAGACAGUGCGCCGCUCUCUCCCAGCACGCGACUAAUAAAGGGCUCUGCUCUUUCCUCAACGCGGUCGCUCUUUUCUUUCUUUCUUUCUUUCUUUCUUCCUUUCUUCCUUUCUUUUUUUUGUACGUCAAUAUGAACAAGCUAUACAUCGGCAAUGUGAGCGAGCAGACGAGCGCGCUCGACUUGGAAACUAUCUUCGAGCAGUGGAAGAUACCGUUCAGCGCGCCCUUUUUACUCAAAAGUGGCUACGCGUUCGUGGACUGCCCCGACGAAAAGAUCGCGAUGAAGGCCAUUGACACACUUUCAGGAAAAGUAGAACUUCACGGAAAACUUCUAGAGGUAGAGCAUUCGGUCCCCAAGCGCCAAAGGAGCUGUAAACUGCAGAUCAGGAAUAUUCCUCCACACAUGCAAUGGGAGGUGUUGGAUGGAUUAUUAGCUCAGUAUGGCACUGUGGAGAAUUGUGAACAAGUUAACACGGACAUGGAGACGGCCGUAGUGAACGUGCGUUAUGCAGAUAAGGAGCAGGCCAGGCAAGCAGUUGAGAAAUUGAACGGUUUCAUGAUGGAAAACUAUGCACUGAAGGUCUGCUACAUACCAGACGAGACCGUGCUGUCUGAUCCCCCGUCUAUGGGCAACAGGAGAGGAGGGGCACUACGUGGGCCGCCACGCCAGGCCUCACCCUCUCUGGGAACUCGCCCUAAGCUGCAGUCUGACAUUCCACUGCGCAUUCUCGUGCCCACCCAGUUUGUGGGUGCCAUCAUCGGCAAAGAGGGUGCAACCAUCCGCAAUAUUACCAAACAGACACGCUCAAAAAUCGACAUCCAUCGUAAGGAAAAUGCAGGAGCAGCAGAGAAACCCAUAACGGUCCAUUCGACUCCAGAAGGUUGUAGCUCAGCCUGCAGGAGCAUCAUGGAGAUCAUGCAGAAGGAAGCCAUGGACACGAAAAUCACCGAAGAGAUUCCUCUGAAGAUUUUGGCUCAUAAUAACUUUGUGGGGCGUCUGAUCGGAAAAGAGGGACGCAAUUUGAAAAAAAUCGAACAAGACACCGGGACCAAGAUCACCAUCUCGCCUCUCCAGGACCUGACUCUUUAUAACCCUGAGCGAACGAUCACUGUGAAGGGCUCGAUAGAGGCGUGUGCCAGGGCUGAAGAGGAGGUCAUGAAGAAAAUCAGAGAGGCUUAUGAGAACGACGUGGCCGCCAUGAACCUCCAGUCUAAUCUGAUUCCCGGCUUGAAUUUGAAUGCUCUGGGGCUUUUCCCGGGUGGAACAACAGGAGCGAUAUCUCCCACUAUGACACCAGGACCUCUGUCUGGAGCACAAGCUGGAUAUCCAUCAUUUGGGUGCAGUGUGUUUCCGACCAAGGUUCCAUUUUGGUCCUUCAGCAGUAGCCAUGACUCUCUUUGUCAGCAGCAGCCCGAGUCGGAGACGGUGCAUCUCUUCAUCCCUGCGCUGGCCGUGGGUGCCAUCAUCGGGAAGCAGGGCCAGCAUAUAAAGCAGCUCAGCCGUUUUGCUGGUGCAUCAAUAAAAAUCGCCCCAGCUGAUGGGAUGGACGCCAAGCAUAGGAUGGUCAUUAUUUCAGGACCACCAGAGGCCCAGUUCAAGGCUCAGGGACGUAUCUUUGGGAAGCUGAAGGAAGAGAACUUUUUUGGGCCGAAGGAAGAAGUCAAACUAGAAGCUCACAUUAAAGUGCCCUCAUUUGCUGCUGGACGGGUCAUCGGGAAAGGGGGCAAAACGGUGAAUGAACUGCAGAACCUGACUAGCGCAGAGGUGGUUGUCCCCCGCGAUCAGACACCAGAUGAAAAUGACCAAGUGAUAGUGAAGAUUACUGGCCAUUUCUAUGCAAGCCAGCUAGCUCAGCGAAAGAUUCAGGAGAUCCUCUCCCAGGUGAGACGACAGCAGCCCAAAGGCUCGCCUACUGGAGCGCCGAUACCACGGAGGAAAUGAUUCACCCAGCGCCCGGAUGGUGACGGAGAAGAGAACAGGACAUGGGACGUGCCCAUCUCCGGAGUCCACCACCUCACCCACCUCCUGGCAUUUCUGGCAAACACACGUCUCUCCCCGUCACUGCCGUCGUGUGGUACCUGCACAAUGCUAUUUCUCCCUCUUGUUUCUUUUGUUUUUGCUUGAUUGAUUUUUGAGUUUAUCAUGUAAAAAAAAAAAAAAAAAAAAAAAGUCAAAGCAUUGCUCUCCUAGACUGGCUAGGGGUGGGGUUCCUAAAAAGCUCUGGGUGUAUGGGGAUGGGACUGGAAGUGUUGUGGAAGAAUCUGUUUGUCCCAGUAUUGCUUAAUGGCGUAUAUAUAUAUAUAUAUAUAUAUA
Molecule: messenger RNA, 2705 nt
Organism: Hemibagrus wyckioides
Lineage: Eukaryota; Metazoa; Chordata; Actinopteri; Siluriformes; Bagridae
Gene: igf2bp3
Product: insulin-like growth factor 2 mRNA binding protein 3
Exons: 16
Coding region: 522-2333 (603 amino acids)
Biological process (GO): regulation of gene expression; nervous system development
Cellular component (GO): cytoplasm; cytosol; nucleus
Molecular function (GO): mRNA 3'-UTR binding
Source: RefSeq, a predicted model, not a curated record